CAAGAAAUUCAGCGGUCCAUGAUCCAUCUGUGAAUUGUUUGCAUUUAUUACAUUUACAUUGACCUUUCCUUUUAACUUUCUUAAUUGAAUUAUGUUAGCAAGAAAGUAGGUCUAGCAGGACCGCACUGAUAAAUUCCUUGUAUUAAAAAAAAGCCCUAAAAUGGCAGGUAUAGAUUUACACGCGCCGGUGGACUCUAACAAGAGCUAUGUCGAAUUAACCUACGAGGAAAAAAUGAGAUAUGACCACCAGAAGAUGCAUGCUAUGCAUGAGGGACAUGAGUCCAUGCAUGUCACCAUGGUGGGAAUCUUGAUGAUAGUGCUUGUGAUAGCUCAAAUUGUAUUUGUGCAAUGGAAGAAGUAUCACUACAGAUCUUAUUCGUUCUUCACGAUGGUAACAAUGUGGGUAUUACCGCUGAUCAUGAGCCUCAAGAACAUAUGGAUUAGAUUUGUGUCAAUAUGGAUGAUGUUUACUGCAGUGACGGCAUUCAUUUUACGUCAAUCCACCAGGAAACCCAUGUCUCCUAGUACACCUAGAUUGGUGUACAAAUGGUUCUACCUCAUAUACAAGGUGUGCUGCGUGGUCGGCCUCUUCGGCUACACGCUGAUGAUACUCACGCUAUUCAACUUGAACAGUCUGUUUGGCAUGAAGGCCCACAAGUGGAUGGACGCGGCGUUGCUAACGCUGUUCUACGGACUGUACUUUGGUGUGCUCGGCAGGGACGUGUCGGAGUACUGCUCAGAGAGAAUGGCAGCUUCUAUUGGGUAUUACACAAAGGAGGGUAUACCAACUCGACUGUUGGAACGUAAUGUUUGCGCCGUGUGCGGGAACCGGCUUCUAGUAAGCGUGGAUGAAGAGGGAGUUUUAGAAAACACAUACAAAUUAACCUGUGGUCACGUGUUCCACGAGUUCUGCAUACGCGGCUGGUGCAUAGUCGGCAAGAAGCAGACCUGCCCCUACUGCAAGGAGAAGGUGGACCUCAAGCGGAUGUUCACUAACCCUUGGGACCGUCCCCACAUCCUCUACGGCCAGAUGCUGGACUGGAUCCGAUGGAUCAUUGCCUGGCAGCCGCUCGUCAUAUUCCUCGUGCAGGGCAUCAACUGGCUGCUCGGCCUCGAGUAGACCAAGUAGACCAAGAAGACCAGCGAGUAGAUCAUAAGGUUGUAGGCUAAACUAGUCUGGAUUUAAAAUCAACCGUAUUGUUUUCUAAUAUACCUCAACAUUCUAUGUCAUCUUCAGUUUUGGCCUAGACGAAUAUUGGAAAUAUUUUUAAAGAAUAGAAAAAUUUAUGAGGUAGAUUUGUACCCGCGAUUUUUGCCAUACCAGAGAAACUCCUAGGCUCUCGUCCACCCGCGAUCCCGUCAUAGUAAUCAAAUUUAUUCCAUUCUUUCGAUUUUAUAUGUCUAAGGGACACUCCACGCCAUCUAUUGAGAUUAAACUACAUUAAAAUGAUAAUUUUUUUCGAUGAUUACAAUAU
Molecule: messenger RNA, 1475 nt
Organism: Colias croceus (clouded yellow)
Lineage: Eukaryota; Metazoa; Arthropoda; Insecta; Lepidoptera; Pieridae
Product: RING finger protein 121
Exons: 8
Coding region: 161-1120 (319 amino acids)
Cellular component (GO): Golgi membrane; endoplasmic reticulum membrane
Molecular function (GO): ubiquitin protein ligase activity; metal ion binding
Source: RefSeq, a predicted model, not a curated record